Molecule: messenger RNA, 1113 nt
Organism: Fopius arisanus
Lineage: Eukaryota; Metazoa; Arthropoda; Insecta; Hymenoptera; Braconidae
Gene: GstS1
Product: glutathione S-transferase
Exons: 5
Coding region: 114-719 (201 amino acids)
Biological process (GO): glutathione metabolic process
Molecular function (GO): glutathione transferase activity
Source: RefSeq, a predicted model, not a curated record
UGUUAGUACUCAGUCGUUUCGUGUAAUUUCCAGAGGAAGGAGUGGCUUCACUCGGCUGUCAAACCGGUACUCGUGUAUUCUUCAUUUGCUAAAUUACUCGGCAACAGGUAAAAAUGACGUAUCGUCUGACUUACUUCGACAUCACGGGUCUGGGGGAAUCUCUCAGGUACAUGUUGAGUUACGGUGGUAUUAAAUUCGAGGACCGGAGACUGAGUUUCGAUGACUGGCCCAAGUACAAAUCUGAGAUGCCGAUGGGGCAGAUGCCUCUCCUGGAGAUCGAUGGAAAAAAAUAUCACCAAUCGAAAUCGAUAUUGCGUUAUCUCGCGAAAAAAUUCAAUCUCUACGGGGCCGACGUCGAGGAGGCGUACCAGAUCGACGCCGCGGUCGAUGACAUGGACGACUUAAGAAUCGCCAUAUCGACUUGGUACUGGGAGAAGAAUGAAGCAGCCAAGGAGAAGAUGAAGGAUACAGCCAUGCAGAAGAUGAGCUUUAUCCUCGGUAAAUUCGAGGAACAGGUGAAAAAGAACAACGGCUACUUCGUCAAUGGAAAACUAUCCUGCGCUGACAUACUCUACGCCGCAUACACAGAUUAUAUAUCUCGAGUGUUGGGAUACGAUUCCAACAAGGAUUAUCCGGCCCUCAAGAAACUCGUGGAAACUGUCACAAAGAAUUCAAACAUCAAGGCGUACCUGGACAAGCGUCCAAAAACCAUGAUUUAAAAAUAUCCUUCAACUUCUGGCAUUGGUGUAUCGUUUACCCUACAAUAAUCUCUUUCCUUUAAUUUUCUCCCGAUAUAUUCCAGGAAUUUCCGAGUGACCUCGUUGUUUCAUCGAUGGAAAACUUGCGGGAGUCAUUCAAUUCAAAAUAUCAAUAUUUUUUAUCAUUUUUAUUGCCUUCAAAUAAUUUUCUGCAACUCCAGUUUAUCCACGAAUUUUUUAAUUCAUCGAAAAUGCAUUCAGAAAAUAAUUAGAAUUAUUUAUUUGGAUGAAACGAGUAAGAAAAAAGUGGGAAGGGUAAUUAAUGACGCAAUUCAAUCAACAAAAUUGAUAGUUUAUUAUAUAAUUUACAAUGUGAGUCAUAUUGGAUAUUAAAAUUCAGUUGGAUAUCCUUAAA